ACCGCUCCUGACAGCGAGUGGUGAGGGAGAGAUAGAACGGGUCGUUCCCUUAAUAAAAGAAAACAUAAAAAUCCAUCUUGUAUCUCUGACCCGACGACCUCAGCGUCCCGUGCAGCAGUUAUAGCCGCCGACAAUCAGGUUUCUGGUGACUAGAGCUAUCAGUGGGCGGGCGCGGAGAAGUGAAGGAUUAUGGGAACUGUAGUUUCCCCCCCCCCAUGCCUGAAGCAUUGGAAUACGGGACUGCAGCGUGUUAGACACCUGAGAUAUGGACGGCAGUGAUGAUGAUGAGGAUGUUCCUCAGCUCUCAGCCCACACUUUGGCAGCGCUGCAGGAGUUCUUCUCUGAACAGCAGGAGCAGGAGUCUCUGAAGUCAGGACCGGACUAUGACAAGUUUGCAGUUGGAGCUGUUGAAGAAGACUGGCAAUUGAGCCAGUUUUGGUACAGUGAUAAAACUGCACUCAGUCUGGCUAAGGAAGCAAUAGAGGCAUCUGGGAAAAAUGGAAGGAUCGUCUGUGUGAGUGCCCCCAGUGUCUAUCAGAAGCUUAAAGGACUGGUUGGCGAUGAAGUGACUGUGUACUUACUGGAAUAUGACAGGCGGUUUUCAGUGUAUGGAGAUGAAUUCAUUUUCUAUGAUUACAAUAACCCCUUAGAUCUGCCAGAGGGGCUGCAGCACAGCUUUGAUGUAGUAGUAGCGGACCCCCCGUACCUGUCUGAAGAAUGUCUCUGCAAAACUGCCCAGACCAUUGAGUAUUUGUCUAAAGGAAAGACUCUGCUGUGCACAGGUGCAGUGAUGGAAGAUUUAGUGGCUCAGAAACUUGGACUGAAGAUGUGCAAAUUUAUUCCAAAGCACAACCGUUCACUUGCCAAUGAGUUUAGGUGUUUUGCAAACUAUGACAUUGGUCUCGAUGUUGCAUCCUGAAUACCUGACAUCUUCUUACUGUACCUGGUAGACCUGGACCAAGUACUGAACAACAGUACACCGGCGUGAGCAUCCAAUGUCUUCACUGACAAACGGAUCUUCUAUUCACAGUCCUUCAUGUGACAGUCCUAUAAACUGCAGAGGCCUUAGUGGUUUCCCAGAUUGGGUUUACAGAUCACUGUUUCCCUGUAUGUAUAUGUUGAAUACUAAAUUAUGAAUGCUACAUCUGCAACCUGAUGGGAAAUCAAAGUUGGAUCAUUGAACUAUAAAAUAAAAAAAUAAAAAAUUCUAAUAAUUUGCUUCUUACAUGGUGACUGUAAGGCGGGGUUCACACUACAGAAUUUCUAAGUCUAAUUAUGCUUACGAAUUAGGCUCGGAAAUUCCUGGUGCAGCAAAGUUUCAUUGUUGUCUAUGGGAAUCCGCUGCACAGUGCACAUUAGAAAAUUCCUCCAAGGAAAGAUUGAUCAUGUUUAUUGUUUUAGCGGGAUACACUGAGAUUUCAUAGUGUGUGAACAUCGCCUAAGAGUAUCUCCUUUCUAGAACUGUAAAGGAGAUCUUUUUCCUGGAAAGAGUAAAAUGAUCACAACUGGGGAU
This is a messenger RNA of Hyla sarda, 1513 nucleotides long. RefSeq names its product EEF1A lysine methyltransferase 1 (gene EEF1AKMT1). Gene Ontology annotation, molecular function: protein-lysine N-methyltransferase activity; nucleic acid binding. The transcript has 5 exons. Bases 266 to 919 code for a protein of 217 amino acids. The record is from RefSeq and is a predicted model, not a curated record. Gene Ontology annotation, biological process: methylation. NCBI's taxonomy places the organism in Eukaryota, Metazoa, Chordata, Amphibia, Anura, Hylidae.